Messenger RNA from Vicia faba (fava bean), 543 nucleotides. Lineage: Eukaryota; Viridiplantae; Streptophyta; Magnoliopsida; Fabales; Fabaceae. The record is from the annotation of a GenBank genome assembly.
AUGGCUAUUGAACUUCAGAAGGAACUCAUCUCCUUCUUUCCCAAAUGUGCGUCACGAACGAUGCUUCUCCCUCCUUCAUCCCCGAUCAGACAAACCGCCGCCACUUGCUCCCUUCCGGCCGCCAUAUCCUUUCAUUCCGCUUUCCAAUCAUCAUCACAACAAAACAUCCAUCGACCUCCUUCUGUUUUCCGUCUUAAUUCACUCAUAUUCUUCGAUUUUGUUCUCGAUUCCGUCUCACUUUUUCACCAGCUUCUCUAUCUGAUCCAUGCUUCUUCGUUUGAAUCAACCUGCUCGCACUCUUUACUCGCAUUCGGUUCUGUUCAUCAUCUCCUCAACGCUUCAGUCACAGAUUUGUCAUCUUCAUCUGCUUUAUCACUUCCACUCCGCCGUGUUUCCGUUAACCGUCGAUUCAACCUCAUCGCUCAUUCUCGCCUUCGCUUUGCUUCCGUAUCAACCUACACAAUCCAAUUCUCUAUCGCACUCACCUCCGAUUUUGACGUUUGGAUCACCGGAUUCACAAGUACGAAUGUCAGAAGAAAAUAA